Messenger RNA from Dermacentor silvarum, 3407 nucleotides. RefSeq names its product nose resistant to fluoxetine protein 6-like. The record is from RefSeq and is a predicted model, not a curated record. The transcript is spliced from 17 exons. The coding region runs from base 699 to 3071 and encodes 790 amino acids. NCBI's taxonomy places the organism in Eukaryota, Metazoa, Arthropoda, Arachnida, Ixodida, Ixodidae. Gene Ontology annotation, molecular function: acyltransferase activity, transferring groups other than amino-acyl groups.
AGCAGACGCCGUAGUCUGCGUGCAAACGAUGGUUUAGCUCGACACGGUGAGGUUGCUUCAAGCGCUAUCGCAUCCCUCGAUCCCUACAUCACGCUGUGUUCUGAGGAAUAAUUUACAGUAUGUAAGUGUCAUCGGUGGCCACAGCUGUUUAGGAUGAUGCAUUUAAGCCGACUGUGCAUAUCUUCCCUGGUUUCGUAGUUCGCAAAGCAGCUCACAUAAUUUUAUUCGGAAUAUCCAAAUAGCUAAACACACGUUCGGCGUGCUGUAACAAGCAUCUGAAGCGCACAAUGAAGCAACUUCAGUGAACCAUACUGAAAGAGAGCGACGAUUCAGGUGUCAACUAAUCGUGAUGCCGGGCAUACUAUCACCGACGCAAGCUGGCCCAUGGCAAAUAGUUCUUAGGAAUGAAAGCCUUUGUGAAUGCGGCUCCAGCAGCCCGCAUCUACAGUCGAGGACCAGACGUGGGCAUUCGUAUAAGUGACGUUUGCAAAAGGCUGGUGAGUGAUUUUCAUACGGAGGUAAAACACCAUCGUGAAGAUUUACGAGCCCGUUGGAGACGCCUAUAGCGCAGGCGAAGAGUGGCGAGGAAGACCACUAUAGUCUCUUAUUCCACCAAACUCUUUGUAUAAACACGAAGCCAUUGUUUUGAACAGACUAGCAGAUCUCGGUCCCAUCGCAGCCAGCAAGGGCUAACAGCUAUGGUACCAUCACCUGCGAAGGGGCGCAGGCGAGGAAGGCAGCCAUCAGUUGCGAGUUUCAUGUUCGCGACUAUGGUAGUGCUGCUCCCCCUUUUCACUCGAGGGACCAGAGCAGAGAAUGCGCUCCCGACGGAAGUCCAUAAUGGCCAGGAUUCGGCAGGGAUGCCAUCGAUAGAUACAACCACCGACAAGCCAAAGGGAGAAAUUGAAUACGCGGGACUGAUGCGAGACAUGUUGGACUGUGGCCUCUCCAAGUUACCGAGGUCAUUGCUGAGAAAGUUCCUGCAAGCCGACGUCCAACCUGAGUGCAGCAUGGCGCUGCUUCGGACCUACAGAGCCAUCCUUAAGUUCGAGCCGUGGGCGCUGAGACUGUUCGACGCUUCUGGGAAGUUCCCCACGGGCCUGCUCCAGGGCUCGCACAUGGACGCCGGCGCCUUCGACGAGUGUCUGGAGACCGUGAUCCACCACGAGAACCGUGACGUGGUCUCGCGGGGACAGUACUGCAAUCUACUAGCUUACUCCAACAACGGCACUGCCACGAAAGACGCCAUCGAGUCGUUCUCGGACAACUUGCACCCGAAGAUUCUCUUAUUCAAGGAUUACUAUUCGGUUGAAGACGUGCCUAUUACUCGCCUGGGAAUUUGCUUCACCGACGAAUGCAGCCGCGACGAUUUGCAGGCGCUGGUAAACGUAGUGAAGCCACCACUAGUGCGCAUUGAGGUGUCGAACUGUGUAACGGCAGAGCCGCAACCUUGGGACACAGCACAGAUAGCAAUCGUGGUAUUUUUUGGAAUGCUACUAGUGAUUAUCAUAGGAGCUACAUGCCUGGACGAGUUAUUGAACAGCAAACCAAAGGACAAGAAGGAAAUGAGCACCCUGCUAGAAUUCGUCACGGCUUUCUCCGUCACUUCGAACACGCGCCAAUUGCUCAAGGUGGCUGACAAGACUCACAGCGAUGAUUACAAUCUUCAGUUCUUGCAUGGAAUGCGAUUCUUCUGCUGCAUACACAUCGUGUUGGGACACUACUACACGGGUGUCUCGGACACAUGGUCACGUGUACUGAACUUAUUGAUCACUUCUGACCAAUGGCCGCAACUGAUUGCAACUGCAAUGUUCAACAGCGUGGACACGUUCUUCUUUCUCAGCGGUUUCUUUCUCUGCCUAACCACGAAUAAACAGAACAAAAGCGGGUUCCUUGUAUUCCUCACCAACGUCGUUAGGCGGCUGAUCAGGUUUAUCUCCCCUCUGCUCUUCGUCGUCAUGUGCUUGUACCUGCUUCCGCGCUUCGUCACUGGUCCCGACGUCAAGGCAUUCUUUUUAAAGUUAUAUGACGACAUCGACAGACGCUGGUGGCAAUUUCUCCUCCAAAUAAGAAACUUUUAUGGAACCGAUGUUGGGCAUCUAGGCGGAAAGGAGCGCUCAGGUGGAGCAAUUUCCGGCCUAGACAACCAAGAUAAUCCUUCCCUCGGCUACAUUGCGACACCACCGCCACCGCCCUCACCGCUGUUGCACAUGUGGUACCUAUCGGCCGAUUUCCAGCUCUUCCUGGUCUCUCUAUUGGUGGUGUCGAUAUUCAAGAGUCGCAGGGUACCGGCUGUGAGCGCGUUCGUCGUGCUGUCGGUAAUUUGCUGCGCCUUCGGAACGUGGGUCGUGGCGAGUUCUGAUGUGCUUCCGUUCAUCGUAUUCCCUGGUCCCCGCCUAAAGGCAAUGAUCAAUACGUUCGACGAAUACUAUCUCCGCCCUUAUUAUCACGCCGUGUGCUACUUCAGUGGCUGCAUAGCAUUCCUUCUCGUGGAAGGUUUCAGGAAGCGCAAAAUUGCCAAGAUUGUGCAGUUUGCGGGCUGGUGCGUGUCUGUCAGCUGCGGUCUCGCCUCCGUGUUCGCUAAGCUUCCCUGGUACCGCAGCGCGAACCCGGCUUCGGAAGGCGUAACCCUCGCUGCUUCAUUUUUUGACCGCAUCUUCUGGUCAGUCUUCCUCGUAUGGAUCACGCUGGCGUUUUCAUCAGGCAGAGGUGGGGUUUUGAGCAAGUUCUUGUCCUGGAAUGCCUUUGUGCCCCUGAGCAAGCUGUCGUUUUGCGUCUACCUCAUUCACUUUCCAUUUAUUCAACUCAUGCUGAACGCGUCCAGGGAACGCAUAUUCUGGUCUCAUUUCAAUGCGAUCACGCUGUGGUUCGCUACGCUCGUUUGGAGUUUCCUGCUCGCCUAUGUUGCGUUCCUGGCGUGCGAGGCACCCUCAACGACGCUGUGUAGGCUCAUCUUCGGCAAGCUUAUAGGGAGGCAAAGUGCACCUAAUCGGUGGCCUCCAAAAGAACCUGUACAGAGCGACGCUAAGCAAGAGAAGACAACAGAAGGCGUCAUUUCUUCGUGUUGCUAACCAUGCAAAAGGAAUCUCAAGCACUGUUAUACACACAGUGACUGUUUCUGUGAAGCAGUGCGCUCAUUUCUGCUAGAAGAGACGGAAGUUGGGUGUCUGAUAGUGCACUGUUGCAAAGAAAGAGCAUGAGUAUGUUUACGACACUCGUAUGCUUACUGCAUCUCCAAUAGAAAAAGCCGCAAUCAUUCUCAGCGGCAUGUCAGUGCCUACGACAUUGUGCGGCUGAACACUGUGCGCAUGCCAAAUGUCUCAAGCACUUUGGUUAAGACGAUGUUAAGGGACCCCAGGUGGUGACUUUUAACUUAGCGUUUCAAUAAAGCGUCUUCAAAGCACAGA